UUGUGCUUUGCCUCCCACUUUUCUUGGGACUUGUGAAAAUUUUCUCGUUGGCGUAUGGAGUAGGAAUUAUUGUAACGCUAGUAAGACUACAUGUCAACCAUGGACACGUAUUAGUUUUACUUUGUGAAGGUGGAACAGGCAAGUGGUUUGGUUAUUAUUUUAGAUAUCGGCAAGUAUUUUGCGAGUAUUGCUUAUAGUAUAGGACUUUCGGAUCUACAAGUGGCCAUCGGCGACAUCAGCAAGUGUGAAUGUCGGACUUGUUUCAUCUGUCGCUUCAGCAUCCUCACAAUUGGUAGUGUUCACCAGGCCCCACCAUGCUGAGUUUCCUCCGCCGGACGCUGGGUCGACAGUCCAUCGGUAAGCAUGCUGACAAGGCCCGGUUGAGAGAGGCCCAGCGGGCCACCACACACAUCCCUGCUGCCGGGGACUCCAAGUCUGUCAUCACCUGCUGUGUGUCAAUGCUGGACGGCACAGACGUCAGUGUGGACCUAGCGAAAAAAGCCAAGGGUGAGGAGCUGUUUGACCAGGUCAUGUACCAUCUGGACAUCGUAGAGAAGGACUACUUCGGACUACGCUUCAUGGACUCUGCACAAGUACCGCAUUGGCUUGACAUUACAAAAAGCAUUAAAAAACAAGUCAAAAUCGGACCUCCAUACUGCCUUCACAUGAGAGUUAAGUUCUACUCCUCAGAACCCAACAACCUGCACGAGGAGUUGACCAGAUAUCUAUUUGUAUUACAACUAAAGCAAGACCUCCUCAGUGGCAAGUUAGAAUGCCCUUUGGACACAGCAGUGGAACUGGCAGCCUUCUCGUUACAAGCUGAGCUGGGAGACUGUGACCCUGCGGAGCAUGCUCUGGACAUGGUGUCUGAGUUCCGCUUCAUGCCAGAGCAGACGGAGGCCAUGGAGCUGGCCAUCUUCAACACCUGGAAGGAGUGCAGAGGCCAGAUGCCGUCGCAGGCAGAGAUUAACUACCUGAACAAGGCCAAGUGGCUGGAGAUGUAUGGGGUGGACAUGCACAUGGUCAAGGCUCGAGAUGGUAAUGAAUACCAGUUAGGACUGACUCCAACUGGAGUGCUGGUGUUUGAGGGAGAGACUAAGAUAGGCCUGUUCUUCUGGCCCAAGAUCACCCGUCUAGACUUUAAGAAGAGCAAGCUGACCCUGGUGGUGGUGGAGGAGGAUGGAGAAGAGGCUCAGGAGACAGAAGAGGGCAAAGAGCAGCAGCACACGUUUGUGUUCCGUAUGGACCACCCCAAGGCUUGUAAGCACCUGUGGAAGUGUGCUGUGGAACACCAUGCUUUCUUCCGGCUCCGCGGCCCCGUCCAGAAGGGCUCAGCGCGCUCCGGGUUCAUCCGCAUGGGGUCACGCUUCCGCUACAGUGGGAAGACUGAGUACCAGACCACCAAGGGCAACAAAGCCAGGAGGUCAGCAUCGUUUGAGAGGAGGCCCAGCCGACGCUAUUCCAGGAGGACCAUGAUGAACUGGGGAGCCAACAAUCCCCAGGAUCACAACAACGGAAUGAGCCCCAACACAGAUGCCAAGCCCCUCCACAUCAGAAGCCCCUGGUCCCUGCCCGUGGUCAGCCCUGCAUCCUCAGGCUCCACCAGCAGACCUAUGAAAAUCGAAACCCUCCCCAGGAGUCCUGGCGGUGGCCAAUCGGAGAAGAGGAGCAUGGCCUUGCCACUCGUAGCCGAUCUACUGGAGACAUGCGUUAAUGACGACACCCAUACACCCGUUCCCAUGGCGACAGCAGGCCUGUCUGAGGAGGCGGGGCUAAGCAUGGCUGCCUCCGCCUCCAGCCUCACAGGGGAGGAGAAAGUCUCUCUUGCCGAGGCAGCAGCGCGGCUGAAGCAGCUGGAACUACACAGUCUCUCGCUCCCUGUCCCUUCCAGAGCCAACCUCAACAUGAACAACCAGGAGGAUGUGGUGAAGCUCACAGAGGAGUGCCUGAACAGUGUGGCUAGCAGCUCUGUGCCUUCUCCACUUCGCCCCCCAGAGGACCUGAAGAGGAACAUUAUCAAAGCCCAGGCACAGGCUGCCCUCAAGAGCUCCCUGGAGGAGCACGUUGUGAUGGGGGACAAGAACACCAAUGUACAGGAAGCUGCAGCCAGGCUGAAGGUGCGUAGUGGCCGUAUGGGCAGCAACUCCUCCCUGUCUCUAACUGCACGUCCCGAGAGACAGGAGUCAAGGGACCUCCUCAAACCCACACUGCUGGCCAGUGUUGAGAUGUUGGCUGUGGAUCUCAUGCAAUCAGCACCUAUGAUGCCCCUUGAAAUACUUAACGGAGGGCAACCAACAAAGGCCGAACCUGAGGAGCUGAAGAUGCCCACCCCUCCGCCACUGAGCAGUAACCUGAUAGACUUCUCAGACCCAACCCCAGUAUUACCGCCAUCAUCAGUGCAAUCCAAGCCCAUGAUAUCACCUCGCUGGAUCAUCCCUGCUGCUGCACCACUCGCUGCCAUCUUUACUAACGACCUCUUUGACCUUGACCCCUCUGCAAAGACCGCCGCCCCUCUCCAACCUGAAGGUGGAGCUCUCACUUCAGCCCUGCACCCCCAUCUCUCCUCUCAAAUGCACAAUGUGAUUGAGACCAGCAUUCUGGCCCAGCCACCCAAAGAGCACGGCACCAAGCACAAUGGUCUGUUGACCACUGAGCUCUGAGUGGGAACCAGGGAGGGAGCUAGCUUCUACCCUCCUCACAACGAAUACUUCCUACUCCUGGUGUUUCCAAACUAGGGGACUACUUCCUACCCUGAGCACAUUCAUCUCCUACUGCAUUCCCAAACCUGGGGGAAGUUCCUGCCCUAGUGACAGCCAGUAUCUCCUACUGCGUUCCCAAACCUGGGGGAAGUUCCUGCCCUAGUGACAGCCAGUAUCUCCUACUGCGUUCCCAAACCUGGGGGAAGUUCCUGCCCUAGUGACAGCCAGUAUCUCCUACUGUGUUCCCAAACUAUUCCCAAACCAGCAGCAAUCAAGAGAUUGGAAUUCCUCGUCUCACUAUAUUCCAGUUUGGAGCAGUGUUUUUAUUUUAGUACCACAGUUGGUUCACUGCUUCUUUUCAUAAGCAUUCCUACAAAGUGCACAGACUCCCUUUUAGAAAUGUUUACAGCAGGAAGGGACUGCAAUAAGUGCUAAGGAAGAGGACAUCUGUUCCUCAAGCCACUGAAUUACAUUGGAGCACCUGGACCUGGACUCUGAGAAGAUAUGAAACACUGGAGCACUGGACCUGGACUCUGAGAAGAUAUGAAACAAUGACUUUCUACUGAUGGUUUUUAGUCCUGUGUUUUAAAACCUUUUUUAUUUAAAGUCAUACAGAGUGAAUCAAUCAAGUACCAGUGUUCAGAUAGGACCUGGUGCUCACUAGAUGUUUCUGAAUCUGAUUUAAGACUCAGUUAUCAGAGACAACAGCAAUAUGUAGAAUGCAGGCAUGAAUUUAGCCACAUCUAAAAUGUUAUUCCUAUUUUGUAUCCAUAUAAAAACGCUGUAGCUACAAUCUGCCUUAAGCUAGCAGAAUGUUAAAUUAUGAUCGCAUAACUUUACACAGUAAGGAAAUACUACCACUACUAGUACUAAUACUACCACUAUUUCUACUGUAUCUAGGCCUAUACUGUACUUUAGUUUUUCAUCUUACUGAGGCCACUGCUUACGACUGGAGUGUCUGUGUGUGAUGCUAAUAUCUAAUCAUGUAGUCUUGACACUUUCUGGCUGUGGUCAUCAAUGACAGGUGACAUGACUCAUAGGCUGACAGAGGAAAUAGUCCUAUCACAAACUGUCUCUCCAUUGGUUCUUUUCCACACUAAGCCAAUCACAUACAGGAUCUCUGGUGGUAGGAAGUUGUCAGUCAACUGUAUUAUUCACUAAUGUAAGAUGUAAUUAAAUGUAUUUUAGAUAUCAGAUGGGCGGUAGAUCAGAAGUAGGUAUUUGCGAGACGAUGUGCAGUAGAGGUAAAAGCAGAAGACAUUUUCAAAUACAGUUCAUUUGAACAAGUGAUCUGUGAACAACACCCAUCUCAACGGAAAGACUUAAAACACAUCACGUUUAGUUUUUUAACUUAAAAUAGCCACUCUGAUAAGAUGUGAAGUGUUCUCUCUCUGUGUCAUGAAUAUAAACUCAGCAAAAAAAGAAACGUCCUCUCACUGUCAGCUGCAUUUAUUGUCAGAAAACUUAACAUGUGUAAAUAUUUGUAUGAACAUAACAAGAUUCAACAACUGAGACAAACUGAACAUGUUCCACAGACAUGUGACUAACAGAAAUUGAAUAAUGUGUCCCUGAACAAAGGGGGGUCAAAAUCAAAAGUAACGGUCAGUAUCUGGUGUGGCCACCAGCUGCAUUAAGUACUGCAGUGCAUCUCCUCAUGGACUGCACCAGAUUUGCCAGUUCUUGCUGUGAGAUGUUACCCCACUCUUCCACCAAGGCAAGUUCCAGGACAUUUCUGAGGGGAAUGGCCCUAGCCCUCACCCUCUGAUCCAACAGGUUCCAGACGUGCUCAAUGGGAUUGAGAUCCGGGCUCUUCGCUGGCCAUGGCAGAACACUGACAUUCCUGUCUUGCAGGAAAUCACGCACAGAACAAGCAGUAUGGCUGGUGGCAUUGUCAUGCUGGAGGGUCAUCUCAGGAUGAGCCUGCAGGAAGGGUACCACAUGAGGGAGGAGGAUGUCUUCCCUGUAACGCACAGCGUUGAGAUGGCCUGCAAUGACAACAAGCUCAGUCCGAUGAUGCUGUGACACACUGCCCCAGACCAUGACGGACCCUUCCAAAUCGAUCCCGCUCCAGAGUACAGGCCUCGAUGUAACGCUCAUUCCUUUGAUGAUAAACGUGAAUCCAACCAUCACCCCUGGUGAGACAAAACCGCAACUCAUCAGAGAAGAGCACUUUUUGCCAGUCCUGUCUGGUCCAGCGACGGUGGGUUCGUGCCCUUUGGCAAUGUUGUUUCCGGUGAUUUAUGGUGAGGACCUGCCUUACGACAGGCCUACCAGCCUCGCUCAACCUAUUGCGGACAGUCUGAGCACUGGAGGGAUUGUGCGUUCCUGGUGUAACUCGGACAGUUGUUGUUGCCAUGCUGUACCUGUCCCGCAGGUGUGAUGUUCGGAUGUACCGAUCCUGUGCAGGUGUUGUUACAUGUGGUCUGCCACUGUGAGGAUGAUCAGCUGUCCGUCCUGUCUCCCUGUAGCACUGUCUUAGGCGUCUGUCAGGACAUUGCAAUUUUUUGCCUUGGCCAAAAAUCUUCAUGCAGUCCUCAUGCCUCGCAGCAUGCCUACGGUACAUUCACACAGAUGAGCAGGGACCCUGGGCAUCUUUCUUUUGGUGUUUUUCAGAGUCAGUAAAAAGGCCUCUUUAGUGUCCUAAGUUUUCAUAACUGUGACCUUAAUUGCCUUCGGUCUGUAAGCUGUUAGUGUCUUAACGACCGUUCCACAGGUGCAUGUUAAUUAAUUGUUUAUGGUUCAUUGAACAAGCAUGGGAAACAGUGUUCAAACCCUUUACAAUGAAGAUCUGUGAAGUUAUUUUGGAUUUUUAAGAAUUAUCUUUGAAAGACAGGGUCCUGAAAAGGGGACGUUUCUUUUUUUGCUGAGUUUAUAAACUAAUUUGCCAAGAACAUUCUUUGUCAUAUUAUUGAAUUGCAUCAGAGAUUGUAGAGAUGGUGAUUGACCAAAAUGAGUGGUAUUUUUUUAAAGCUCUGAGAGGAAACUUUUCUCAGUUUAAACAUACCACUUUUUCUCUCUGCUGUUUGAAGUUGUGCUUCACCAUGUAAGUGCACUUGUGCUGUAGCUCUCGUACCUUAAUUUAUUCCUCUUUUUGUAAGACCUUGUUCUUCCCACUGGAUUUAAGUGUAUUGUAGAUGGAAAAAAUAAACUGCUCUCGAUAGUCACCAUA
Oncorhynchus kisutch (coho salmon) is the source of this 5868-nucleotide messenger RNA. Its product is annotated as band 4.1-like protein 5. Gene Ontology annotation, biological process: actomyosin structure organization. Lineage: Eukaryota; Metazoa; Chordata; Actinopteri; Salmoniformes; Salmonidae. Gene Ontology annotation, molecular function: cytoskeletal protein binding. The record is from RefSeq and is a predicted model, not a curated record. The transcript is spliced from 26 exons. The coding region runs from base 315 to 2660 and encodes 781 amino acids. Gene Ontology annotation, cellular component: cytoskeleton.